Molecule: messenger RNA, 678 nt
Organism: Daldinia caldariorum
Lineage: Eukaryota; Fungi; Ascomycota; Sordariomycetes; Xylariales; Hypoxylaceae
Product: glycoside hydrolase family 61 protein
Exons: 9
Coding region: 1-678 (225 amino acids)
Source: RefSeq, a predicted model, not a curated record
AUGAAGAACUUCGCCAGCAUUGCCGCCGCUGCUGCGCUCGCAGCCAAUGGUGCUUCCGCCCACUACAUCUUCCAACAGCUCUCUCUUGGUGAUGCUAAAUAUGCGCCUUUCGAGUAUAUCCGACAGAACAGCAACUACAACUCUCCCGUUACGGAUUUGGCUUCGAAUGACCUGAGGUGCAAUGUCGGUGCUCAGGGUGCUGGCACCGAGACGGUACCAGUGAAAGCCGGUCAAUCUUUCACCUUCACGCUUGAUACCCCCGUGUACCACCAAGGGCCCAUCUCCAUCUACAUGUCAAAGGCCCCUAGUGCUGCCUCGGACUACGACGGCAGUGGCGAAUGGUUCAAGAUCAAGGACUUCGCUCCUGACUUCUCGACUGGUGAAGCCAAAUGGGACAUGUCAGGCUCGUACUCCUACACCAUCCCAACCUGCAUCGAGGACGGCGAGUAUCUCUUGCGAAUCCAGAGCCUGGCCAUCCACAACCCGUGGCCGGCAGGUAUUCCUCAGUUCUACAUCUCCUGCGCCCAGGUUAAGGUGUCCGGCGGCAGCGGCAGCUACAACCCCACGACGGUGAAGAUCCCCGGCGCAUUCAAGGAGACCGACCCUGGAUACACUGCCAACAUCUACUCCAACUUCCACUCAUACACUGUCCCUGGCCCUGCGCCUUUGACCUGCUAA